UUGACUCAAUUUUCGUGUUCAUCUGUGCGUACAGAAUUUUGAAUUUACAACCAUUUUUUUUUACAUCGAAAACUUUAAUAUAUCUGUAUAAUAAUGGAUUCUAGCGAUAUAUGGGCCGAUUGUAGUGAUGAAGAAACAUAUUAUGAACCAAAUGUUCAUUAUCGAAUACAUCCAAUCCAUCGAAAUGUACGUUUAUGGGAACCAUCCGGUAUGGAUAUUGUAACAUUAUAUGAACAAAUCAAAACAAACGGUUAUGUUGAAUUGGAAUGGAAAUGUCCAGGCAGGAUAUCACCAUCACAAUUAACUGAUAAUCAACAAAUGGACGAAUCAAAUGAUGGACAACGAAAUAAUGACAAAGAAUCAGGUGACCAGGAACAAGUGGAAAAAACGGAAUUCGAUUUUGAUAAUGCAUUCGAUGAUGAUGAUGAUGAUGAUCCAACCAAUAAAUCAACAAACCGUGUACUGGGAAAACAUUCACGAUCUCAACCAAUGAUUACGAAAACAAAAACGACAACAAAUCUGACAAAAGUAAUGCAAAAUAUUAAAAAAUAUCAACUCAAUGAUUCAUCUGAUCAAUCAUCGAUAUGAAAUAUUAUUAUUAUUUAUUCGGAUCAACAACAACAAUAAAAAAUACCAUCAAUUUCAACUAUUAACAUUAAAAAAAAUGAAGAAAAAAUGGAAAAGAUAUGCCCACGAUAAUUUGUUCUCAAAUAACCGAUAGAAGAAGACGAAGCGGAAAAAAUUAAUAAAUUCAAUACUGGACUGAUCCAAAUUCGAUUUGGCUAUAAUUGAUGAGGGGCGGCACCAAAACCACUUUUCAUUCAUCCCUCUAUACCCGCGAACAUUGUGAUCAUGUGAACUUUAUCCAUGAAUUAACAGCAAGAGUGUUAAUGUUUUUUCCCUUCAAACUUGAAAAUUUAUAGUUUAUCUCUAACAAACAUAAUUUUUGUAUAUGAAAAAGUUAACACUCUUGUAGUUAAUUGGACCCGAACAUUGAAUAUGAUGUGCAGCAGUGUAGGAUGUUGUUGCGAGAAAAGUCAACUGUAUACUUUGGUUUCUAUCACACACACACACACACAAAGUCGGGUAUCCCGUUAUAAUAUAAUAAUGGGGCAUACGGACUCUAUUUUUAUAUCAUUCACCAUUCACAGACACAUACAACAUAUACAUCGCUCGAUGGAUCAUUUUGAACUUGAUUCUUGUUCGGGUUUUUUUUAUAAUAUCAAAAUAAUAUGAGUCUGCGUCAUGAUAAUUGAACAUGGAAAGGCAACAACAACAACAACAACAACAACGACGACGACGAUAAAAAAAAUUCCUUUCAUUCUGUA
Dermatophagoides farinae (American house dust mite) is the source of this 1328-nucleotide messenger RNA. RefSeq lists its product as uncharacterized. Gene Ontology annotation, cellular component: MLL3/4 complex. NCBI's taxonomy places the organism in Eukaryota, Metazoa, Arthropoda, Arachnida, Sarcoptiformes, Pyroglyphidae. Gene Ontology annotation, molecular function: nuclear estrogen receptor binding. The record is from RefSeq and is a predicted model, not a curated record. Gene Ontology annotation, biological process: positive regulation of cell cycle G1/S phase transition; positive regulation of intracellular estrogen receptor signaling pathway.